This is a messenger RNA of Hyphopichia burtonii NRRL Y-1933, 1541 nucleotides long. It is a transcript of the gene OBPA, whose product is annotated as oxysterol-binding protein related protein. Gene Ontology annotation, cellular component: cytosol; intracellular membrane-bounded organelle; cortical endoplasmic reticulum. The record is from RefSeq and is a predicted model, not a curated record. NCBI's taxonomy places the organism in Eukaryota, Fungi, Ascomycota, Pichiomycetes, Serinales, Debaryomycetaceae. The transcript has a single exon. The coding region runs from base 167 to 1375 and encodes 402 amino acids. Gene Ontology annotation, molecular function: sterol binding.
AAAGUUUUUGGAGAAAUGGGUCGUGCAUGUGAAAGGAAACUUCCUUAACCUCAGCAAAGUUAAAUUAAGAUAACUGGGAUUGAAUAAAACUUCUUUUUUAUAAAGCAAUUUCAUUCCACAUCAAUUAAAGACUAAAGUGAUCAUUAUAUUUGUUUCAACAUAAACAAUGGUUUUGAAUUCAUUGAGCAAAUUGAAGUUAAAAAAGACCAAUAGCGAGGAAGGCAAGGAGGAUGAACCUGUAACGAGCCAAUCAACUGAUGACGUGGACGAAAUUGAUUCAGAAAAUCAAUCGAUUCUUUUGGGUAUUAUCUCUCAAUUGAGGCCUGGGUGUGACCUCACGAAGAUCACCCUCCCAACAUUCAUUUUAGAAAAAAAAUCCAUGUUGGAAAGAAUAACUAAUGCUUUCUUCACUCCUCAAAUACUUUUGGAAGCAAAUGAUACCGAAGAUGAUGUUGAAAGAUUUUUGCUUAUAGUUAAAUGGUAUUUGUCAUGUUGGCACAUUGCUCCUAAGGCUGUGAAGAAGCCUUUGAACCCUAUAUUAGGGGAGGUAUUUGGUUGCUACUGGGAUGACUUACCUGGUGGCAACACCUCUUAUUACUUGUCCGAACAAACUUCACAUCAUCCACCUGAAUCAUCCUACUUCUAUAUUGUUCCGGAAAAAAAGAUUACUGCAGAUGGUGUAAUUAUCCCUAGAUCUAAAUUUUUAGGAAAUUCAUCAGCUGCAAUGAUGGAGGGUCUCGCAUGUCUCACGUUAGGAGAAAGGAAUAACGAAAAAUACACUAUGACACAACCAAACAUGUAUUGUAGAGGUAUACUAUUUGGGAAAUUACGCUAUGAAUUGGGUGAUCACAUGAUCAUUAAAUGUGAGGACACUGGUCUUGAAGCUGAUAUUGAAUUCAAAACUAAAGGCUUCAUAGGUGGUAACUAUGACGCUAUUGAGGGUACAAUUUUUAAUUCAAAAACCUCGGAACAAUUAUAUACCAUAUCUGGGAAAUGGAAUGAAGUUAUGGAAAUUGAAGGUAAAGAUACCAAAAAGUCUACUUUUUAUGAUACGUCGAAAGCUGUCAUAUAUAAGCCAAAAGUAAAACUGUUGGAGAAGCAAGACCAUUUUGAAUCUAGAAAGUUAUGGCAUAAGACCAUAACUGCUUUGGAUGAGCGUGACCAUGAAGCUGCUACAGAAGAGAAAUUUAAAGUAGAAGAAGAACAAAGAAUUAGAGCAAAGGAGAGACUCGAAAAAGGCGAGGAGUUCAAACCUAAGCUAUUCAAAGCAUCGGGACAAAAGGCAAUACCCUUCGUUGUUAAGGAAGAUUUUGACCUCGAUGACAGUCCUGAAACAAACACAGAAAAGCUUCUUUCCCUUUUUCCACUCAAGUAACUUCAAUACGGAUUCUGGAUUACCUGGUGCUCUAUUUGACCUUAGACUUGCUUGAUUUUACUUCGUUUUUAUGGAAAGUUUUUUUGUGGCUUAUAGUUGAUUUGACAUUUGUUAAUCUCCUUAAAUUUUUUUACAAUACUAUUCGUCUUCAUUGUGAAAGACUUGU